GUUUUUUGGAAUCAAAACUGCAGAUACUAUCACACAAGCAUGCAAAGCACACCAGAAAUAUUCUCUGCCGCGAUGGAGGAGAAAUUUGGCGUGGAUCGUCCUGAGACUCACUCCGAUCGAUCUCAGGAUAGGCCUGGUGGUGUCCUUUCCAUCCCUUCCGAACUCAUACAUCACAUACUCAAAUACCUGGGGAAUAAGGACCUGGUGAACACGGCAAUCAUAUCCCAAAGCUUCCGGUUCAUUUCCCAGCGCGUGAUUUACAGGAACGUCGAACCUGCCGAGGACAUGAUCAUACCAUGCCUCAGAUGUUUUGCAUCGUACCCGCAUCUUGCAUCCUGUGCUCGUACUCUGAUCUUGGCUGAUGCUACUCGACAUUAUGACGUUUUCUUCAAUUACUUCAACCUGCUGCGUCGUGCCUUGCUAAACGCGUCUUCGCUCACCGAUCUUACAAUUCUCCUCGACGGCCCUUACGCAAAAUAUUUGCAUGGAUGUUCAUUUCGACUUCGUUCUCUCACUACAACACUCGACUGGGAUAAGGACUUCAUCAAAUUAAUUACAGAGCAGACGGAACUGCGCAAUGCCAUGUUCGGCGGAAAAUUCGUGAAUGACAUGGUUCUGCCUAGCGACACUCUCACAAAGCUUACAAGGGUCUCUGCAUCUCCUCUGGUACUGGCUGCAGUAGUUCCAAAUCGAAAAAUUAAGGAAGUGGAACUCUGUUUGCUGCAUCAAGCGCUUUUCAAAGACGAUAUCCUCAAUACUGCAUCGAACAUCCUUUCCUAUUCUACCGGCCCAUUGACCGCACUGCAGGUCAUCACCCGUCUAAGCGACACAACAAGUGCACUUGCAGCAUUCAAAGCGAUUGCAAAGAAUCUACCAAAACUGAAUUCGUUUGCCUUUUACUCGAGUGAUGGAGUAGUCUCGCAGGAACUUCUCGAAGCCUUUCCUGAAUUCCUCUCUGGCUUCGAAUGCCUCAGGUCGUUGACCCUGAUGUCGCGAAAUAAAGCCGAUGCACUACACGACACAACUUUGACGGCUACCCUCGCGUCAAGGUGGCACGCAUCAUGUCCCUCUUUGCAAAGCGUUUCACUCGCGGGAUCUAUAUGGCUGCAUAACACUCGGCAUGGUUGGGUGACGUUAGCAGAUCUUGAGCGUCUCCUGCGAGAACGUAAGUGGCUGCUUCUGUCCCGUCAGGAGUACUGGACAGGUGCGGAUCCAGGAACGAUUUCGCUGGAAGAGGUGAAGAACAACAUAGAUGAGGUCGAUGAAGAUACAGAGCAGGGAAAUCAGAUGGAGCGGCAGAUGAUCAUGCUUCGUGAUAGUAUCCUCCAGUUUGGUGGUCCUUGAUAGGCGAGAUCUCUUAUGCUACGUAUACGUUCUGACGGGACAUGCUGUAAUUGUAGGAUAACCAAUCAAGUCCAAGUGAGACUAAAGAGUACACGGGAUGCCAACAUACUGUGGAGGACAAGUUGUGGCAAGUCCAGCAUCUCGUUAUAUGAUUGC
Messenger RNA from Suillus discolor, 1500 nucleotides. RefSeq lists its product as uncharacterized. The coding region runs from base 40 to 1344 and encodes 434 amino acids. Gene Ontology annotation, molecular function: protein binding. The transcript has 5 exons. The record is from RefSeq and is a predicted model, not a curated record. Lineage: Eukaryota; Fungi; Basidiomycota; Agaricomycetes; Boletales; Suillaceae.